AUUCGGUACAGUCGAAGGGCGUGCCAAGACCGACCCGGACUCACCGGCGGGCCGGAAUCAGGAGGAAACCCGCACGCCAGUAUGACUAACUCAUACUCAGAUCAACGAAAUAACUACUCAUUAAAGGUUGUGAAGCCCACACCACUCCAGACCUUGUUCUCUCCUCAACAAGAGAAAACCAAUUGACCUACCACCUCCACCCCCCCUCAAAAUCAACAUCAAAAUGACCACCCACCCCCAACCCCCAGUACAAACCGUCCUCGACGCCAUCGGCAACACCCCCCUAGUCCAGCUCAACCACCUCGUCCCGCCCAAUGCCGCUGCGAUCUACAUCAAGCUCGAAUUCCUGAACCCCACCGGCUCGUACAAAGACCGCAUGGCCAAGUCCAUCAUCGAAGAAGCCGAACGCCGCGGCGAUCUCCGCCCCGGCAUGACCGUCGUGGAGGCCACGGGGGGCAGCACGGGCGCGUCUCUCGCCUUUGUCUGCGCGGCUAAGAAGUAUGCCUGUACUGUGGUCUCGUCCAACGCCUUUGCCGCCGAGAAAUUACAGACGAUGGGGGCGUUGGGAGCGCAGCUGGAUUUAGUGCACAGUGAUGCCGGGAUCACGCCGGAGUUGACGCCGAUGAUGAUGCGCCGGGCGAGGGAGCUGGCUGCGCGGGGCGGUGGCGCGGAAUGCUACCUGACGGAUCAGCUCCAGAAUCCGGACGCCUGCGCUGGGUAUGAGGGGAUUGGGCGGGAGUUGCUGGAGCAGUUGCCGGGUGGGAUCGAUGCGUUUUGCGGGGCGGUGGGUGGGGCGGGGAUGAUGAUGGGAGUGUCGAAAGUGUUAAAGGCGAAGCGGCCGGCGGUCCAUGUGGUGGUGCUGGAGCCGGACUCGUCGCCAAUGAUCACGGAGGGAAAGUCGGGGACCCAUGGUGUCGAGGGGAUCGGGUUGGGAUUCGUGCCGCCACAUCUGGAUCGCAGUUUGUAUGAUGAGGCGAUGGCGGUCUCGGAGGAGGAGGCGCGGAUCAUGUGUCGGAGAUUGGCCAGGGAAGAGGGUUUGUUGGUGGGGACCUCGACGGGGAUGAACGUCGUGGCUGCCAUCGAUCUGGCAAAGCGUCUGGGGCCUGGUAAGACGGUGGUGACGGUGGCUGUGGAUACUGGUCUCAAAUAUAUGAGCGGGACUCUGUUCUCUGGUUAGAAGGGCGAAAAUUGAACUCCUGCGGGCUAUGGAGUAGUAGUACGUACUCGGGGUCACAUAUGCUUCAAG
This is a messenger RNA of Aspergillus saccharolyticus JOP 1030-1, 1246 nucleotides long. Its product is annotated as PLP-dependent cysteine synthase family protein. Gene Ontology annotation, cellular component: cytoplasm. NCBI's taxonomy places the organism in Eukaryota, Fungi, Ascomycota, Eurotiomycetes, Eurotiales, Aspergillaceae. The transcript has a single exon. Gene Ontology annotation, biological process: L-cysteine biosynthetic process. The record is from RefSeq and is a predicted model, not a curated record. The coding region runs from base 224 to 1177 and encodes 317 amino acids.